Molecule: messenger RNA, 1426 nt
Organism: Topomyia yanbarensis
Lineage: Eukaryota; Metazoa; Arthropoda; Insecta; Diptera; Culicidae
Gene: RpL3
Product: large ribosomal subunit protein uL3
Exons: 6
Coding region: 116-1363 (415 amino acids)
Biological process (GO): ribosomal large subunit assembly; translation
Cellular component (GO): cytosolic large ribosomal subunit; ribosome
Molecular function (GO): RNA binding; structural constituent of ribosome
Source: RefSeq, a predicted model, not a curated record
UUGAAUCAUUGGUCAUCAUCUGUCAUCAUAGCUUCGGUUGCAAUGUCAAUUUUCAGUCAUCAUCAUUCUUUUCUGUAACGAUACCUCGUGGAAGUCAGACGUGUACGUGGACAAAAUGUCUCACCGUAAAUUCUCAGCACCGCGUCAUGGUUCCAUGGCCUUCUACCCCAAAAAACGUGCUUCUCGACACCAGGGUCGUAUAAAGGCUUUUCCCAAGGAUGAUGCAUCUAAACCCGUGCAUCUGACUGCUUUCCUGGCUUAUAAAGCCGGCAUGACGCACAUUGUGCGGGAAGCGGAUCGUCCUGGAUCAAAGAUCAACAAGAAAGAAGUUGUUGAAGCGGUUACCAUUUUGGAAACGCCUCCAAUUGUGAUUGUUGGAGCCGUUGGUUAUAUCGAGACUCCGUUCGGACCACGUGCUUUGUGUAAUGUAUGGGCACAACAUCUUUCGGAAGAAUGUCGUCGUCGUUUCUACAAGAACUGGCAUGCGAGCAAGAAGAAGGCUUUCACCAAGGCCUCCAAGAAGUGGACCGAUGAUUUAGGAAAGAAGUCGAUCGACGAAAACUUCAAGAAAAUGAUCCGCUAUUGUAAAUUCAUCCGGGUCAUUGCUCAUUCCCAGAUUCGUCUUAUCAAGCAAGGCCAGAAGAAGGCUCAUAUCAUUGAGAUCCAGCUUAACGGAGGAACCAUUGAAGACAAAGUCAAUUGGGUUAAGGAGCAUCUGGAAAAACCAGUCCCAGUUUCGCAGGUUUUCGCUAAGGAUGAAAUGAUCGAUUGUGUUGCUGUAACCAAGGGUAAGGGAUUCAAGGGUGUCACUAGCCGUUGGCACACCAAGAAAUUGCCCCGUAAAACACACAAAGGUCUCCGUAAAGUUGCUUGCAUUGGAGCUUGGCAUCCAUCGCGUGUAGCUUUCACCGUUGCUCGUGCUGGUCAAAAAGGUUAUCAUCAUCGUACCGAAAUAAAUAAGAAAAUUUAUCGCAUUGGAGCUGGCAUUCAUACAAAGGAUGGCAAGGUAAUCAAGAACAGUGCUGCCACUGAAUAUGACUUGACGGACAAAUCUAUUACCCCCAUGGGCGGAUUCCCAUUCUAUGGUGAAAUUAACAAUGAUUUUCUCAUGAUCAAAGGAUGCUGUAUUGGAGCCAAGCGUCGCAUCAUCACACUGCGUAAAUCUCUGCUUGUGCAUACCAAACGCGCUUCCCUGGAGCAAAUCUCGCUUAAAUUUAUCGAUACCUCUUCCAAGAUGGGACAUGGUCGCUUCCAGACACCAGCCGAUAAACGAGCCUACUAUGGCGUCCUCAAGAAGGAUCGCAUUCGCGAGGAAAAAGCUCAAGCUGCCGCUGCUGCAGCCGCAGCUAAAUCGUCAGCGUAAGCUAUACUAACAUCCUACUUCAAGUAUAAGCGAUAAUAUAAUCGACCACAAGGCAGAACUUGA